Messenger RNA from Drosophila obscura, 5693 nucleotides. Its product is annotated as protein AF-10. The transcript has 11 exons. Lineage: Eukaryota; Metazoa; Arthropoda; Insecta; Diptera; Drosophilidae. Gene Ontology annotation, molecular function: histone binding; nucleosome binding. The record is from RefSeq and is a predicted model, not a curated record. Bases 28 to 5325 code for a protein of 1765 amino acids. Gene Ontology annotation, cellular component: nucleus. Gene Ontology annotation, biological process: regulation of transcription by RNA polymerase II.
UCUCUCAGGCUUGCACGCUCGCUCUUGAUGUGCGAGCGAAACAACAACAAACAAGUUACAAGUUCCAACACAAUUCCAUCUUCAUUUAAUACAAAACUGGAGCUAGACUCCAGCAAAGACGACACCAUUCACUCCGCAAACUUGAAUAAAAAACUCGUCAAGAUUAAAAAGUUCAAGCUGGACGAUAUGAAGGAAAUGGUGGGCGGCUGUUGUGUUUGUUCGGACGAGCGGGGGUGGCCGGAGAACCCGCUCGUCUACUGUGACGGCCAAAACUGCAUGGUUGCCGUGCAUCAGGCAUGCUAUGGCAUUGUGACGGUCCCCACCGGACCCUGGUAUUGUCGAAAAUGUGAAUCCCAAGAGCCCGCUUCCCGCGUCCAUUGCCAUUUGUGCCCCUCAAAGGAUGGGGCGCUCAAGAAAACAGAUCAAAACAAAUGGGCACAUGUCGUGUGUGCCCUGUACAUACCCGAAGUGCGAUUCGGUAAUGUGACCACCAUGGAGCCAAUACUCAUGUCGCAGAUACCAGAGGAGCGUUUCCACAAAGCCUGCUACAUAUGCAUGGAGAUUGGGAAGUCAGGACGUUCCACUAAGGGUGCCUGCAUGCAGUGCAACAAAUCAAAUUGCAAGCAACAAUUCCAUGUCACAUGCGCCCAAAGCUUGGGUCUGCUCUGCGAGGAGGCUGGCAACUAUUUGGAUAAUGUCAAGUACUGCGGCUAUUGCCAGCAUCAUUAUAGCAAACUGAAAAAGGGCGGCAACGUCAAAACCAUACCGCCAUACAAACCCAUACAACAUGACACCUCAUCCGAUUCGUGUUCGUCGCCCGAAAAGGAUAUUGACUCCACAAUGAAUGCAGCAGCUACCUCGGCAACGAGCAUUAAGAUAACCAGCAGCAGCAGUAGCAGUAGCGCCACCAGCAAUGCCUUGAAUGCCAGCACUUUGGUGGCAGUCUCUGGAGGCAGCGGCAGUGGUGUGUCCUCAUCGUCCAAGCAGCGAAAGAGCAAUGCAUCGGGCAAGUCAUCGAGUAGCAGCAGCAGCAGCUCCUCAUCAUCAUCCACGGGAGUGGUGAAUCCAUCCUCCAGUACCGCUAUCUCGGGCGGUGCCAGCAAUCUGCCAGUCGGAGGAAGCCUACUACCAUCGAGUAGUAGCACUACUAAUAUUAGUAAUAGUACUAGCACCAGUCUGCCGGCUGGCACUGGAGCAGCAGCAGCAGCUGCUGGCGGUAGCGUGGCCGGUGGAAGUACAAGUGCAAUAAAUCUGCCUUCCUCUGGCAGUGGCUCUGGCUCACAGAAGGCCUCCAACGCCAGUCAGUCGACAACAUCGACAGCCGCCACAACAAAAUCUUCGGCCAGCAGUUCGAGCAGUAGCAGCAGCUACAAGGAUAAGCAUAGCAAAAGCUUGAGCAAGCAAUCAAAUUCAAGCAAGGAAAAGGAUAGCAGCAAGGACAUCGGAAACAAUCCCCCUAGCAGCAGCACAAUAAGCAGUUUCUCCAAUUCAACAGCCACCUCAACAUCUACCAGCUUUUCUUCGUCGCGAGAAAAGUCAUCAUCGAAAUUAUUGAAAAACAAGGACACGGCCAUUCAAAUGCCGGGUGCCACAAGCAGCAGUUCGAGUAUCAGCGCAUCCAACACCAGCAAUACCCAGCUCAGCAACAGUUCGUCAACCUCAACAGCCGCCAAUGGGUCUGGCGCUGUAAGCAGCUCUGUGACUGCCAUAUUUUCCGCUGCAGCUGCCAGUCACUCGAAUCAUGCCCAGAACCUCAGUACGAAUGGAGGAGCAGCAGGCAGCAAUGUAGGCACACAUCUGAAUGCCAGCAGCAGCAGCACGGGAUUUGGUACAGAACUGCGUCCAGGCAGCAGUAGCGCUUUGAAUGACUCUUCUUCGGCCUUUGCGGCAAGCAGCAGUGCAGACACUUUGCCAGGCGCUGGUUCGUCUGCAAGUAAUAUGUCUGCAGUCCUGGGCCAGAAUUUAAGCGGAGGAGGAGGAGCAGUCUCCUCCACUGUGGCCACCAAUUUGACCACAAACAAGACAUCAUCAUCGUCUGCAGCAGCAUCAACGUCGUCUUCCUCCAGCAAUCCCACACAAACCACGAGUGUGGCAUCCAAAAAACGAAAAGCCGAUUCGGUGAAGCAGUCAAGCGGCAGCGGCCCCCCCAUUAUCGCCCCAUCGGUUUUGGACGAUAGCAAUAGUUCAUUUCGUGAAAUAAUCAAGGAUCCACACGUGACUCUGACGGCACUAACAGAUUUUGAAAAGGAAAUAGAAAAGAGCUCCAAGAGGCAACGAACGGAACUUAGUCCGCCGACCCAUCAAACAUCCGCCACAGCUGAAGUGAAUGCCACAUUGGCACCCGCCACAACCGCCACAAUAGCUGCCACAGCGAGUGCAACGGCAGCAGUGACAUCAAUAGCGAGUGGAACCACAACGAGCAGCAGCAGCACUUUGGGCAGCAAUGCCACAAGCAGCAGCACAGCAGGAGGAUUGGCUACAUCACCAGCUGUGGGCGGAGGAGCAGCAGGAGUGGGUGCCAGUGGCUAUCCAAAGACAGAUUCGAGUAAAGCCAAUACCAGCGGAAGCAGCAGCAAACACGGCAGCAGCAGCAGCAGUAGCAGUGGUGGUAUUAAGGAGAGCAGCAAUAGCAAUCCGCCUCCACCUGCGAGUGGGAGUGGCAGCAGCAACAGCAAUGCCCCCAGCCUUUAUGUCUCUGUGCCGCUGUCGACGGCCAAUGUACCUGGAAUCAAUCUGCCAUCGAGCAACAGCAGCAGCACCACCACCACGAAUCCCAGCGGUGAUCCCCAUGCGGUGGCAACUUCACGCAGCACCCAACAGCAGACUGCAGCUAAUCUGUCAGCACUGAGUGCGGCAGGAGCUGCAGGAGGAGCGUAUGCAACAGCAACAAGUGGCGCCUCAACGGUCAUUCAGCAUCAGAGCGGGAAAUCGUCACCGGCUCUGGGCGGCAGCGGCUCCCUAGUCAGCGGUAAUAGCGGUGGCAGCAUUAUCUCCGCCAGCACGGGCAGUAGCAGCAGCAGCAGCAGCAGCGGCGCCCUGUCCACUGGAAAUCUGACGGCCACCACCACAGAGAGUGGGAACCUGAAGAUCAGCUACGAGAAGCAGACAACGCGUGUGCAACAGCUGCAAGAGCAGGAGGCACCGCCAGCGACGUCGCGCAGAAGCAGAUCGCGCUCUGGUGAGAGCAGUGGCACCAGUAGUCAUCAUCACCAUCAUCAUCAUCACUCGCAGAACCACCACCACAGCAGCAAUAUUGUCCCCCCACAUCAUUCAGCACAGGGGCUGCAGCAGCAAUUGCAACCGCAGCAGCUGACAUCGCUACAAUCGUUGCACUCUGCCGCAAGCGCAGGCAGCACCUCUUUGACCACCCCCAAUACACCCGUCAGUAGCUCUGCCACAAACGCAACGAACACCAAAGCCCCAUCGGGUGGACGUUCGGGUAAAAAGCGUGGAGCGGCACUCAAUAAAAACGAAACCAAUGCCACGGGAGCAGCAGCAGCGGCAGGCAAUGUUGCAGCAGCUGCAGGCGCAAUCGUAGCGGAGAAACAGAGUCGUCAUAGUUCGCCACAUCAAUCGCCAAGUGCUGGUCUGCCUGGAGGCAUUGCAUCGCCUGUGGUGCUGUCACUGUCCUCAUCGCAAUCGUCGAUUGAUUCGCCACCCGCAGUGGCAGGAGGCGUAGCCACAACCACAACACCCACCCCUCCAAACAGUCGCAGCACACGCAACAGUAGCAACAGCAUUCUACUGCAUAGCAAUCAUAAUGGGGAUCAGACCUCAUCCUCUUGCUCCUCAUCCUCCACAUCGUCCUCGUCCAUGUCCUCGAGUGGGGGUGUGGUCCCAGUGGUGAAUCUUCUGGAUUCCCCCGUCAAUAUGUCGACAGGGCCAUCGACAGUGGGUUACAGAGGGGGCAGCACGAUCACUGCCAAGGGAACAACUCCUGAAGGGAACGGGAACUUUGCCGGAAGCAGCAGCAGUGGCACAACCAAGCCUUUGAAUAAGAAAAUGCUGCGUGCACAGCAAACGCAAUUGUUCCAACAGCAGCAGCAACAACAGCAACAGCAGCAGCAGCAGCAACAACCACAGACAUAUGCACCAUUAAUACCCGCUAGAACCACAUCCCCCACAAAUCUAACCUCAGCCUCAUCCUCCACCUCAAGCUCAGCCACACAACAACAGCAGCAGCAGCAGGCACAGAAUCAACAUGAAGAUCUAGAAAUAUUACAAUUCACUAAUUCGAUUCCUACCAAUCCUUCUUCCACAUCCGCGCCAACAACAACAACGAUCACGAAAUCGAACAGAACUCCGGAUCUUGCAACAACAUCGGCCGCAACGACAUCGUCAUCACUGCCAAGCACAACAACGCUAACGAAUCAAGCGUCGAACCAAUCGAUGAUGCCCCUUGGAGGUGGCCUCAAGUUCACCUACGAGAGUCAGACGCAGCAGCACCUGGAUGUGGCCAUGCUACCGGUAAGCUCCAUCAAGGACUCGCCACCCAGUUCGCCCGGAUCAGAGAUUGGUGGCACAACGCAGUUGCAUACGGCAGCAGCAUUAAGUGCCACAGCUGUGGCUGUACCCGCUCCCCAGCCAGGAAAUGUACGCAAGCGUGGACGCAAGGCCAAGGAAUCGACGAUAGCGGCAGCAGCAGCAGCAGCGGCAGCACAAGCAGUAGCAGCAGCUGCCACAAACGUACAGCAGCAGCCAGAUCUCAAGGAUGUGCGCAUCCUGCAAAAUGGAGCUGCCAGCAGUGGUCCGAUAAGUACACCCACGCCGCCGGCAACGCCUGCAUCGUCUGGGGCGUCGGCGAGUUCGAUCAUUGCGCACACGGCCACCCAUAUGCUGGGCAAUCAUGUGAAUCCCAAUAGCAGUGUGGCCCAGAAGCUAUCGGAGCAGCUGCACAUGGAAGUGCAGGAUCAUGCCGUCUACACGAGUGACUCGAUGAGUUCGCAAUUCGCGGGAGUGCCAUUCCCUGGGAAACAGCGAAAUAAUACCAGUGCCGCUUCCAUGAAUGCCGCACCCAUAGCGAAUCCACUGCAAUCAAUGUUUAGCGGUGCCGGAAUGAAUAGCAACAUGUCGAUACCCCAAAGCUUAGAGCAGCUGCUGGAGCGCCAAUGGGAACAGGGCUCACAGUUUCUCAUGGAGCAGGCGCAGCAUUUUGACAUUGCAUCCCUGUUGAAUUGCUUGCAUCAGCUGCAGAGUGAGAAUCUGCGUUUGGAGGAGCAUGUGACCAGCCUGAUAGCGCGACGUGAUCAUUUGCUGGCGGUGAAUGCCCGCCUACAGAUCCCACUGAAUCCGAUCGCCAACAAGGCUGAGGCGCAUGGUAAGUAGAGAAGGCAUAACAAUACCAUGUCCGAUCUCUCUUGUACUUGGUGUCGGCACAUACACACACACAUGACACAACAUGGCACUUGGCACUAGAGGAGGAUUGUCAUGCCAGGCCAUCCAUCCAUCCCACAAACAUUCAAACACACACACACAGCCACUGAAAACAGACCAAAUUUAUAAGUUUAUUAUUUGAAUUUUUGUUUAUAAUUUGUUUGUCUGUUGUUCGUAUCCGUUGUACAUACAAAUUGCACCUGAAUCAAUCGAUAUGAUAUGGAUAGUCUUAAGUUAUUCAAGUUACUCCUAAGUUGAUCCUAAGUUAACAGUCAAACUUCAGAUAAAAUGUAUAUAAUAUACAACUUACACACCCUACA